This is a messenger RNA of Hemibagrus wyckioides, 4630 nucleotides long. It is a transcript of the gene gpr155a, whose product is annotated as G protein-coupled receptor 155a. The transcript has 16 exons. Lineage: Eukaryota; Metazoa; Chordata; Actinopteri; Siluriformes; Bagridae. Bases 314 to 2788 code for a protein of 824 amino acids. Gene Ontology annotation, cellular component: membrane. The record is from RefSeq and is a predicted model, not a curated record. Gene Ontology annotation, biological process: transmembrane transport; intracellular signal transduction.
UGUGAUUGGCUAAAAUAUCUGAUGGGCGGUGCAUAAAGUCUAUCCCAGUCUGUGUCAAAGAGCUACAGCGGACAUGUAAUGAAUUUAUCAAGUUUUCUUUGGACAUGGAGAUUUUCCUGUUGAUGUUAAAGGCACAUCGACUUGGACAAUCUCUCGACGGAGGCGAAACUGAUUAAAUCAGGAAGGAAACUAGCUUUGUUACCUCCGUGUGCUCGCCAUGUGGGGCUACAGUGCAGUUUCAUAACCGGGAGACCUUGUAAGGUUUAGCGCUUCACUUCAGCCAGACUGGCUGAAACCUUUAACCCUCAGCAGGAUGGAUGUCCUUUCAAACACCAUCUCCAUGUCCAACCACGUACAUGGAGAAGACCUCUCAUCUGUCCCUCCUCCUGCCAUGUCUAUCGAUAAACUCCUGCCUGCACUCCUUGAAUGUUUUGGGAUCAUACUAUGUGGCUAUGUUGCUGGUCGAGCCAAUAUUAUCACCUACACCCAAGCCAAAGGUUUGGGGAACUUUGUGUCAAAAUUUGCCCUGCCAGCAUUGCUGUUUAAGAACAUGGUGCUGCUGGACUUUGGUAAUGUUAUCUGGCCGUUUCUUUGGAGCAUUUUAGUGGCCAAAGUGACUGUGUUCUUUGUUGUGUGUGUACUGACCUUACUGGUGGCCAGUAAAGACACCCGAUACUCCAAAGCUGGACUUUUCUCCAUAUUUGCCACCCAAAGUAAUGACUUUGCUUUGGGAUACCCUAUAGUUGAAGCUCUAUACAGAAACACUCAUCCUGAGUAUCUCCAGUAUAUCUACCUGGUGGCACCAGUCUCCCUCAUGGUGCUCAAUCCUAUUGGGUUUGCAUUCUGUGAGGUCCAGAAAUGGAGAUGUGAGCAGCGGCAGCAGCAGAGCAAGCUGCAUGUGGUUGGUGUGGUCUUUAUUCAUGUUCUCAAGAAUCCCAUUGUCUUUAUGGUGAUAAUCGGGAUUGCAGCACACUUUACCAUGGGCCCAGAGAUCCCAGGUUUCAUGCAGGAGUUUGUAGAUGGUUUGGCCAACUCUUUCGGAGGAGCAGCUCUGUUUUAUCUGGGUCUGACCAUGGUGGGGCAACUGAAGAAACUAACCAGGUCUACUGUGGUGGCUCUCAUACUGCUCAUCACUGCCAAAUUACUGGUGAUGCCGCUGUUUUGUAGGGGUAUGGUGGAGGUUUUGGACAGAGGGAAUAUUAGCUCUCAAAAUCGGAGCAGUCUGUCUAACUACGCUUUCCUCUAUGGAGUUUUCCCCACUGCACCCAGUGUGGCCAUUUAUGCCAGUCACUACAACAUGGAGCUGCAGGUGAUGACCUCAGGGAUGGUGAUCUGCACGUUUCUCUCUGCUCCUAUAAUGUAUGUCUCUGCGUGGCUGCUGACUAUUCCCUGGAUGGACCCUAAACCACUAGAAUCAGCACUACAGAACAUUAGCUUUAACAUCAGCAUCGUCAGCUUUGUCGCUCUAGUGUGGUGUGUUGCUGUCAGUGUAAUGAGUAAGAAGUUUCGCAGACGUCCCCAUAUCUUUACUAUCAAUCUGUUUGUGGCUCAGCUGGGGGUAUGUGUAGGUAUGAUCGCAUGGAACUUUGUGGUGGUUCAGGAUAACUUUGUUGGUCAGGUUUUGACCUUUUCUCUACUCUACGGCUCACUCUACAGCACUUACAUUUGGCCAGGUCUGAUAGCUCUCUCUCUGUUCUUGCUGAGGAGGGAUGAGGAGCUGAAAGUGCAGCCUAGUCUUUUAAUUCUAAUUGGUUGGGGAGUGCCAGGUGUAGCAAUAAGUAUCCUUCUCAUAGUGGGAGAGAAGAUGCCAGACACCAUUGACUCUGCCUUCUUUUUCGGCCCAUCUCAGGUUGUGUGUACAGUGGUCGUAUUGGCUGUAGGUAUAGCUGUAGCUGGAAUCUCCCUCAUGCUGCUCAGCAGAGGUGCACAGGAGUAUCAAACCCUUGAUCAUGGCCCACUGAAUGCCACCACAGAGGAUCUCAGGACUGACAACAAUGCACAAACCCAGAGCACUGUUGAGCCGACCAGCAUAGAGGAUGGUAUUAGGAGAGGAUGUCAGGAUUGUGAGUGUAACUGUUCGUUAAUUCAAGCAGCACCUGAUAUUUGCAACAGCAGUGUGAAGGACACACCGUCUAUACAGCCAGGUCAGUGUGGGAACUGCUGUGACUCCUCUCAUUGUUUGCUGGUAGAAGAGGAACAGAAGCAGCAGACUGCUGACCGACAAGUAGCCAGACAUGUACUCCUCGUUCUGCUACUCACAGUCAGCCUUGUGGCUAAUAUCUCCAGUUACCUCUGGUGGCUCUUCAGUCCAGUUCCAGGCAGACUUUACUUAGAGCUGCAGUUCUUCUGUGCUGUGAUCAACUUUGGCCAGGGUUUCAUAUCAUUUGGCAUCUUUGGUCUUGACAAACAUUUAAUCAUUAUACCAUUUAAAAAGAGAUUAGCACGUCUGAUGCAGACUCGGGGACAGGAAGCCGAAGGUUCCUCGAAUGUGUCUGAGGAGAUCAAGCUCACCUGCAGUCAGUUUCUGAAGUACCAUAAAGAACAAUGUGUCCAGGACAUUGUCCAGACAAAGAGGUGUGGGGAGCACAGUGUAGCACACACGUUUCUUGGCAGUGAAAUGGUGUUGUGGCUGCAGACUAUCGGUUUGGCCAGUGACCAGGGGGAGGCACUGCUCUACGGCGCCCGCUUGCUGGAAGGCGGAGUCAUCCGCCACAUCACUAAUGAUUACGAUUUCCAAGACGACAACCUGCAUUAUUGUUUCACAGACGGCUGUGUGGUCCAUCACUAAAGCCGGAUAUACACUGUACUCACUAAAGACAUAUACUGGCGCAGGUUUCUAUCUGUUGAACAGAACACCUGACACACUACAAGCCAUAGUGUGAUUAAUGGCCUGGUGUGAAUUACACUUGGCGUAAACUGACUUGUUUACAGGAAAAAAGGGAUGCAAUUAAACCAUGUGCUGCUUUGAGGAGUAAACUAUAUAUACUUAAUAUUCUAAGUUGUACAAAGGUACAGUGCACUGAAUAUUUUAAAUACAAGACCCUCAAAGCUUUAAGAAAGCCACUGUGUGUGUGUAUGUGUGUGUGUGUAUGUGUGUGUGUGUGUGUAUAUGUGUAUAUAUAUAUAUAUAUAUAUAUAUAUAUAUAUAUAUAUAUAUAUAUAUAUAUAUAUAUAUAAGGUGUGUCACUUCUACUAAACAUUUUACAUUAACUCUUGCACGUCUUCCAUUAAGGAAUGCUUUUCAGCCAAUCUUCUUUUAUUUCAGGUCUCUGGACAUUUUCCUUGCCACACAUUAUGAAUUAUUUUGGACUUUUCAAGCACAUUUUGUAGUAUAAACCCACUGACCACUUUAAUAGGAACACCGGUACAACUGCACAUCCGUAAGAUCAUAAACAUACAGUUCCUGAGUAAAUGUUCACACACAUGGGAAUGCAGAAAAAGUGUGGUCUUUGAUCAUGGCAUGGUUGCCUGUGCUAAAUGGGCUGGAUUGAAUAUUUCAGAAACUAAUAAUCUCACACACAACAGUCUCACAUAGUUUAAUCCAUCCUGUGUGUGGAAGCAUCUGCAGGCUGAAACACCUUGUUUAUGAGAGAGAUCAAAAGAGAAUGACCAACUGACAGGAAAUCACUAGCAAGACAUGAUUUUUUCCUCCCUAUAAUCUUCAACACUCCAGUGUGUCCAGAACCCACCAUGGUUUUCUUCUGUUGUUACCCGUCCACCUCAAGGCUCAAUAUUUUGUGCAUCCUAACAUGCUUUCCUACUCAACACAGCAUGAUUAUAUGACUUUCUAUAUCUUCCCUGGCAGCUUGACCCAAUCUGGCAAUUUUCCUGUGACCUCUUUUAACAAGUUUUAUUAGACACUCCAUUCUCUGUAAACUCUAGACAGUGUUGUGUGUGUGUGAAAAUUCCAGAUCAGCCAUUUCUGAAAUACUCAAACCUUCUCAAGCUCUUCUGGCACUAACAACCCUGCCACCCCAAUUCUGAUUUCCAUUAUGAACAUUAGCCAAAGCUCUUGGCCUGUAUCUGUAUUUUUUUUUGCAUUGCUCUGCUCUGCAUGAUUGAUUGCUUAGAUAACUGCAUGAAUGUUCAGGUGUACAAAUGUUCCUAACAAAGUACACUAGUGAAGAGGUCUUCCAAAAAAGAAAAUUAAUACAAAAACAUGUUUAUACAGAAACACUCAGGGGGAAGAAGCUUUUAUUUGUAGCAUUUAUUGACUUCAUAGGUUCAGAUUUCAAUUAUGUUGCCAUAUAUUGUCAUGUAGCCCAUUAUUUAGUGUUCAAAACACAUCACUCUUCUAUAUGUAACACAAUGCAUGAGUGUGCCAUAGCAGUACAUAUCCAGUUAAGGAUGUAAAUGGGUCUAUUUUUUUUCUUAUGUGUAAUGUUUAAAAUUACCCUCUUAAAAACCUAAACAUUAACUGCAAACAUUGCUGUCACCCUGGCAGUUAGCAGGCUGUAUUUUGGUACUUUUAUUAAUUUAUUGGAGGUACAGUAGUUUUCAUGUUUACAUUGCACAGCUUUAAUGUUUCAUUUGGGUAUCAAAAUAACUUUUUAAAGUGCACUUUUUUUUUUGUAUAAAUUAUGUAUGCAAUAUAUAGUGGAGGGUAAAAUAAAAAACAACAUAACCACCA